UCGCUGAGCGCUGAUUCAGACAGAAGGCGGGUCUCCGAGUGGUGCGGUAGUGGGCGGGGCUUGGAGCGGUGACGUAGCCGGCGGUUGUUGACGUGGCCCUCGCAGUGUUCGGUGUAUCGGUGAGGCGGAAGGAUGAGUGAGCCCCAUAAGCAGGACAUUGCCGCAAUCUUCAAGCGGCUCCGCUCAGUCCCCACUAAUAAGGCAUGCUUUGAUUGUUCAGCCAAGAACCCCAGCUGGGCCAGCAUCACAUAUGGCGUCUUCCUAUGCAUCGACUGCUCGGGAACACACAGAUCUUUAGGAGUGCACCUUAGUUUUAUUAGAUCAACUGAAUUGGACUCCAAUUGGUCAUGGUUUCAGCUUCGAUGCAUGCAAGUCGGUGGAAACACCAAUGCGACCAUCUUCUUUCGACAACAUGGCUGCACCACAAGUGACACAAAUGCGAAAUACAACAGUCGUGCAGCAAACCUGUACAGGGAGAAAAUCAAAACACUCGCAUCACUAGCAACAAGGAAACAUGGCACUGACCUUUGGAUAGAUGGCUCUGGAGUCCCACCUCUGUCUCCGCAACAGAAGGAAGAAGAUUUUUUUGCUGCACACGUAGAGGUCAGUGAUACAAGUAACACGGACUGGACACGGCCUUCGAUGACAUUCGAAUUCUCUCAGAAUCCUUUGGAACACGUCACUGAAAGCAAAGAAGUUUCAGGUGAUCCAGAGAUUGGACCAAGUGUGGAUUGCCUGAGUGCGUCUCCAAAAGCAUCUUUAGAAGUCAGUUCCUCGCUGAUUAAGAAGAAGACUGGCCCAGCCAAGAAAGGGCUUGGUGCCAAGAAAGCAGGCAUGGGAGCUCAGAAAGUGAGUGGAAAAAGCUUCAGCGACAUUGAGAAGCACGCUCAGGCUGUAGAUAAGCUGAAGGAGCAGGAACUGACCAAUACCACCAAGAAGACAGAUGAGCCGGUGGUCACUUCUCUACGCCUGGCCUACCAGGAGUUGGAAAUCCAGAAGAAGAAAGAGGAAGAGAAACUGAAAAACAUGCCCGCUGGCAAGAAAGCAGAAGCAGACCGUCUCGGGAUGGGAUUCAGCGGCCGCAGUGGAAUCUCUCAUUCAGUCCUUGCUGAGAUGCAGACUAUUGAGCAGGAAGCUCCAAGGAACUCCAAACCCAAAAAGAUUUACCAAGAGGAGGAGCCAGAUGACUUCUUCUCCAGUUCCUCGCGGUCUCGAUACCGGGAGGACUCGCUGGACCCUGUCAGUUCUUCUUUUAUGAAGUGGGAUGAGAAGUCGGAUGAUUUUUGGAAGAAAGAUACGUCCAGCGCUGAUUUCGAUAUAACAUUUAGUUCCAAAUCUGCAAUCCGCUAUGAUGACAGACCCGCCACUCGCCGUAAGCACGACAUAGAACCGGUCCCCGUUACAGACGACGCUCAGAAGAAGUUUGGAAACGCCAAGUCCAUCUCCUCUGACAUGUACUUCGGAAAGCAAGACAAUGCCGAUUAUGAGACCAGAGCUCGGCUGGAGAGACUCUCUGGAAAUGCUUCCAUCAGCUCUGCUGACUUGUUUGAUGAGCAGAAAAAACAGCCUGGAGCAUCAAAUUACAGCCUGUCCAAUGUUUUGCCUUCUGGGCCAGAUAUGGCGAAUCUUAAGCAAGGUGUGAAAUCGGUGGCGGGGAGGCUUUCUGUACUAGCCAACGGUGUGAUGACAACCAUUCAGGACCGGUAUGGCUCUUAAUGGCAUAAAUGACCACUGUGGGCAUGAAGACUGGAUACUGGCAUAACGUACAAGGA
Molecule: messenger RNA, 1772 nt
Organism: Nanorana parkeri
Lineage: Eukaryota; Metazoa; Chordata; Amphibia; Anura; Dicroglossidae
Gene: ARFGAP3
Product: ADP ribosylation factor GTPase activating protein 3
Exons: 17
Coding region: 133-1716 (527 amino acids)
Biological process (GO): COPI coating of Golgi vesicle
Molecular function (GO): GTPase activator activity
Source: RefSeq, a predicted model, not a curated record